AUGUACGCUGCCGACGUGGCGGUGGAAGAACCUCUCUACGACUCAGUGUGUGAAGACGACGACUACUGCCUGGUCGAACAGCUCCAGGCGUCGCGCCCUUCGUCUGUACCAGCUGCAUCUGCUGUUGUACCAGCUGCAUCUGCUGCUGUACCAGUUGUAUCUGCUGCUGUACCAACAGCAUCUGCUGCUGUUGUUCCUCCCUCAAGUGCUGCUUAUACUGCUGCCUCUGUCCCGAACGUUGCGCCGCUGCAAGAUAACCACAAGGAUACCAUCGAAUCCAAUCCUGACGAUACCAUGGAGCUUCUGAAGUCGGCCGACGUCUCCCCAAUGGCAUCAUCAAUCGAAGAUCCUGUACCGGCCGAGGCGUCGCUCAUGGAGGCCGCGUCGCUCCGACGACAGGUGGUCAGAUCACCGCCUGUGUUCCUGAAGAGCUUCACCAGCACGAUGACGGACGUCUCGUCUGAGACGUACCAAGAUCUGCGUGCCAAGCAGAUAACGGACGUCUCGUCUGAGACGUACCAGGAACUGCGUGCCAAGCUAGAACUUAGCGAGCGCACCAUCCUGGACCUCCAGUCGCAAAACCUGCUCAUGCAGAGGCAGCUGCAGGAGUUCGCCUCUACCGUGCAGCAGUUGCGUGACGAGAACAAAAGUCUACGGGCGCUGUCCUCCUCGCCUCGCAGCGCUUCCAGUCCGCACGCCUAUAUGAGUCUCCAGGAGCCCAACUGCGACCCUGCCUUCUCUCUUAACAAUCCUGAGAGCCACAACAGUUGCGGCUACUCCUCUUCAUCCCUUCUUUAUCCUCAACAAUUCAAUUACGACACAAACCAUCAGCACCAAUACGCCGCAGCUUCUCGCCUGUCNAACGGAGAGCAGAAUCGCGAAAGGGUGCAGAAGUUGCGUGACGAGAACAAAAGUCUACGGGCACUGUCCUCCUCGCCUCGCAGCGCGUCCAGCCCGCACGCCUAUAUGAGCCUCCAGGAGCCCAACUGCGACCCUGCCUUCUCUCUUAACAAUCCUGAGAGCCACAACAGUUGCGGCUACUCCUCUUCAUCCCUUCUUUAUCCUCAACAAUUCAAUUACGACACAAACCAUCAGCACCAAUACGCCGCAGCUUCUCGUCUGUCCAGAGGCGUACCAAACAUUUGUUGGCCACCUGCACCACCGCCUAAUUUUGCCACUCCUCCCUCUUCUAUACCGUAUGGUUCCACCUCACCCUACGGAGCCAGCGACUCGCCAAACUCUCCAUUUGGACACAGUAGUAUGCUUCCUGGUCCCUCGAUUAACUCUUUCCGGCGUUUCAGUAACGCGCCGCAGCCUACCUCCGUUAACUCUAGCGCCUUUAACACCCACAAAGACUGGAGUAGAAGUCGGCCCUACAGCAUGCUUGAUGCGCGCGAGCAAAAUGGAAACUCCGCUCUCGGUCCAGCUAGUUUCGAGGGUGUUGACAACAACAACGAUGGUGACGUGAAGAUACGUAAGAAACACAGCGGCCUCCAGCCCCGUCUCAACGAAUCUCUCCCUAUCCCUGAGCCGCGCAAGAGCGCCAGUCUCAUGCCUUCCCGGGAUGAGGUCGUGGCGCUAACAAGCAACAUCACCAGCGGCAUUCACGAUCUUUUCGCCGUAGUCCAGAACAAAGAACGCAGCCCCAACUUGGACCAGCUCAUGCAGUCCUAUGAGAAAGUCGGUAGUGGCGUGCAGGAGGCCAUCUCCAUCUUUCUACAGGGCCGCACCUUGGAAGAGUUUUCACCCGCCGUCCGAGAUUCGAUUUUGUCGCUCACCAAGAACACAGUGGCGCUACGCGACAAGUGUCAGCUCAGAGCUCCUGUCGAAGACAUCGUCAAUGCCAUAUUUAAUGUGGCGCACGCCACAAAGGCUCUAGUCAGCCUCGUCGAUGGCUGCUGACUGACUAACGACUCGUGUCGUUUCUUCUGACUUGUGUGGUGUUGGUGUGCCUUCAGUCAUGGGCCUCUGAUUGUUACAAGAUACUUUAACUGACGUCGCUCUGCAAGUAAUGUGGUGUCUUUAUGCACGUGGUGCCUUCACCCACGCUGUCCUGACCGUGACAUUGUGCCUUCACUCACGCUGCCCUGACAUGGUGCCUUCACUCACGCUGCCCUGACAUGGUGCCUUCACUCACGCUGCCCUGACAGUAACAUUUUGCCUUCACUCACGUCACUCUACAAGUUCUGUGGUGCCUUCAGCCUCAGCGACUGCCGUGUUGUGUUUAAUAUCAAUUCUAAACGGUAGCAGAAUCCUCGUUACUUCGUACGAUGUGACUGUAAUGUGCAGCGAUGAUGUUUUGAAAGGACAGACGCGCGUCAACCAGCAAGCAAAUCAUUAUAUGCUUUAAAUUUAUCUGAUUUACUCGCUGCGUGAUACCAUCUAUGAUUCUAGUUUUUCGUUUUAUCAUGAUUUUGCCUCCAGCAUCGGUGAAUGUCAAUGCCUGAUUUUUUCAUUCAACGGUGUUGACAGCAUAUGCGUUAGUAGUGUUCGAUAUUUGUGUAGGAAGCUCUUGUCUCUUCAGAUGAAAGAUUCAGAUUUUUCGCAUUUGAAUAGUUUAUGCUGUUAAUUUUAAAAUAAAAUAAUCUCUUCAAUUUUUAAUUUUGUUUAGUUUGAAAUGAAAAAUACGUAUAUCCAUGCCGCACUUCCUGUUGAUCAAGAUAUCAUCAUCUUAUAAGUGACUAGUUUUUUGGCUUCAUUUUUAAGGAACUGUUUGAGCGUUGGUAGACAGUGAGUUUGGCAGCUCGCUUAUGCGAAACGCUAAUGACAGCAAGAUAGGAAGACUUCUUUACCUAUUUAUUCUUUUAAAAAAGUGCCAAUUUGACUUCGCAACAUCCAAGAUGAGUUAAACUCAACGAGCUAUUAUUGGCUUGAACCUUUUACCUGCACUCCUCCCGAAUGCAGCAUCACUUGGUAUUUAAAUAAAAUGCAGGUACUAUGUCGAUUAAUCUUGAACCUUUUUCGCAGAUUUUUCCCUGUUGGUAGUUUAAAAAUAAUGUCCCCUGCGAUGAUGCAUAGAAACACAAGAUUAUUGGAGUAUGCCUGUUAAAAAAUCUCAACGAUACUUGCUUCAGAAAUAUCAUAAUACGUUGUUGUUGUUUCAUUGCUAGCAAACCAUGUCGUGAAAUAAUCUGUAAGGUUAUUGUGAUUACAAUGUUGAUUUCAAUACUAUUAAGCCACGCUCGCUUAUUCCUCUCUCGCUCAGGUGAUUUUUCUUUUACUAAGAUAACUUAUUAAUAAGUAACAUCCUAUAGACGUCAUUUAUUUCUCCGUCGCCGCGCUUGAUGUCUCCAGUAACGUCUGAAAAGCAACUCAAACCAUUUAGCUUUAAGACCAGCCUUCGAUAUGUUACUUGUGGUGUUAAGUGGGAGCUGUUAUGUUGUGUGCACGCUAAGAAAACGGGGAGGAAGUUACAUUUGUUCCAAGUUACUCGUCACUCUCUUCCUCUGUCGCAAGUCGUUGAUCCAUGUCGCAUGACUAUCAGAAUUAGGGAGCGUUUACUCGAUCGCUUAGUCAUUGUUAGUAAAUAUUUAAUUAUUUAGUAAAUAUAAUUCAUGAUUUGUAGAGGAUCGACCAGCAAUGGGCAGAAAUGUGAUAUCGUAGCUGCUUGCGAGUUUCUUCGUAAUGUUCGCCAUGCAAACAUUUUUAACAAUUCCCACCUGUUUAACCUCACUUUUGGCAUAUUUUAUGCGAAUUUCUUCAUAACGUGCUCAUACAAUUGUUGAAAAAUUGACCCACCGCGGUUAAACAAUGUAAUGUAAUUGACUUUUGACUUAUAGCUAAUUAAUUAAUUGGAAACGUGUGGUUUUAACGUCCUGUCACUCUCGUAGACAAAUUAUAAUUAACUGUGUUGUGCGAUGGCUCUAAUAUUAUUUGGAACAAGUGAUAUCUGCCAUCCUGCUAAUUAUUUAAUUUGAACAGUGUUAUGCCACAAAUUUCUUCGUGCGGUUUCAGUUGUUUCAUCUCUCACUGUUAUUGUGUCCUCAAAAAGAUUUGAUAUAGUCUGUUUCAAGUCUUGUCUACUAGACCAGUCCUGAAUGUGUGCAAUCGUCAGUGUGAAAAACGUUGAAUAAUUCUAACAAUUGACGUUGCGUAGCUAUUAUUUUUGAAGAAAUUUACGAUAUUUUUAUGGGAGCUACACCGCUUACUCCAACGGAGAGCAGAGUCGGUUGGUUGUCGAUUGGCUAUCGUGUCCCAUUUCGCAAUGGAUUUUAUUUUGCAGCGCUCGUGUUCAAAUGUGCACAAUUGUUCCUUGUACCUGUUAAUGCAGCUCUAUUAAAUGUAAAUUGUUAACAUUGAAAUGUGGAUAUCCUCUGUUUUAUACAGAUGCUUCUCGUAUUACUUACUUUUGAUAGAUACUAGCUUGCGAUUCUUAAUAUCCGAAUUAAUCGAUCGGCUAUUUGAUUAUUCACUAACACUUUUGUCCUCAGCACAGCAAUCAUACGUGGUCGGUCCUAGAACUGUCACCGAUGAAUUGUGAUGGACUAAAUUUUCACAACAAUCUAGGCCCAUAGGUCGUGUAUGUAACAAGUAUCCGUGCGCCAUUGAAACUCGUCUAUCAUGAAAUCAGUAAAUGAAUAAGGGAGUAGCUUGCCUAUAAAUCGCUAAAAAUGCAUAAGGGUUUGAUAAAUUUGUGUAAUUUUAACUACGUGUGAGAGUGCGUGGGUAAGUCCAAAACAGGGGAACUUUGUGUGGGGUUUGCUAGAGUACAAGUGAGAUAUUCGUUUUAAUUAAGUUACGUGACGCUGUCUUCCAGUUCGUAGAGCCAAUUCCACGAUGGCCUUGUUGGUCUCUUGCCUCUACCUCAGGUGUGCUUCAUUCGUGCCUUAUAACAUUAAAAUAAUCAUACUGCUAAGCCAGCUGUAUCUUCUUAGAUUUUAUGAUAGACUGGAGGAUUAUAUAUUUUAAUCGUAAUUCUAAUUGGCUUUUAAUUUUUUAUGCAUUCGUGUUAUUUUUGUGCUCAAAAAUAACACGAAAAAUAACACGAAACACGCUCUCUCAAACGCGAAAAAUUAAAUUUGAAGUAUUUUUUAUUUGCUGAUACCAAGGUUGUUCGACAAUAUCUCGGCAGCUUUGUGGGACAGGACACAGUAAACUCAUUGUAUUAGAGCCUGGCACUGAAAUCUUUUUUGUUAUUAUUUUUUGUUUAAAAGAACCCCUAUUUAAAGAAAUUGUACAAGCAUUUCGAAUGCAGGCGAUGUUUUCACUUGAGCUUACGUACUUUCUCCACAUUGUGACUAAUAACUUCGGCUUCUAAAAGGGUUCCGUUUGGGUUGGAAAGUUUAGUAGAACUUGAAAUGAACCAAGUAAGGAUUUAUUUAUUUACCUUGUGAUGCGAAAAUAUCGAGCUAUGUUUUAAUUUGUUUAUCUACGUUCCAUUAAGUGUUAAUGCUUUCACUCUUCAAAAACACCACUCACUGCGAGAGUGUUGAGUGGGCUUCUGAAAACUAUAUAGUCCUGAGACUUGCGUUUACCUAAAAUAGCGCCUGUUGCGUUUGCACAAAAUAGCGCCUGUAGCGAACGGAGCGUACGAAGUGAACUUACUAAGCUCGUCGACCGGACGCCUUCAACGAGUGCUAAUGUGCUCUGGUCGCUCUAGAUGCAAUUAUUGUGCCGAGGUAGCUACGUCGCUCAGUGUUGAAUAUUUCUGCUUGUAAAUAUUUAUCCUGAUUACCUUAUUGUUGUCUAAUGUAUUUUCAUGAUAAUAAACAAUGAUCCGUGUUC
Hyalella azteca is the source of this 5724-nucleotide messenger RNA. RefSeq lists its product as uncharacterized. Gene Ontology annotation, molecular function: GTPase activator activity. The transcript is spliced from 11 exons. The coding region runs from base 1 to 1902 and encodes 633 amino acids. Gene Ontology annotation, biological process: regulation of ARF protein signal transduction; brain development. The record is from RefSeq and is a predicted model, not a curated record. Lineage: Eukaryota; Metazoa; Arthropoda; Malacostraca; Amphipoda; Hyalellidae.